UUGCGACAUGCAUUGGAGCCUGAUGCUCAGUGCUGGCAGCCGUCGCUCGCUUUCUGCCCAACCAUGUACGAGUGCAAAGGCUUCGCGUUGAUUGCCCUGUUUAUCCGUUUGAUCAAUCAAUCACCGCCACCCUGCCUCGAAGCAAGCAACGUGGAAGCAUCAAUUGAGACUCGAGGAAUGAAGCAUCCUGCAGAGGUACGAUGACAUGUAUAUGAAGAAUGCGAAGGACCCUAUCUCGGUUCCACGUGCCCUCCUGCCUGUAGUCCCAAGUUGCAUAAAUCAUGUAAUUUGACAGCUGCAUGCUGUCGACCGGGGCAUCGACAUGACCAUGCUAACGUUGAUAUGCAUCGACUCGCCUGCUGGCGCUUCUCCAUUGGACACAGUUCAUUCUCCAGUUCGUGUCCGUUUUAUGCACGGCUCGUGAGAAAUCCUUCUGCGCACCUCCAUGAGUAGCUGCCUGUAUCAGCGUAUAUAGCCCCCAAUUGCGCUGUCUUUUGUUCUUUUGUGCAUGCAUUCCCAAUUGAUUUCUAAUUGUUGUGCCACGCAAGCAAGCAAUCUGCCUCACCUCUUGCGCAUCCCCCCAACGGUUGUGUGAGACAAGCAGCCCACAUAAUUAGCAUCACGCUGCUGCUGUUCACCGCUAUAAAGUACAGAUACAUAUAAGCAGGGAGUGCCGCCCACAUUCGCCCGUCAAAGAUGGCGAAGAAGAAGAACAAAAAGACACAGAAGCAGGUGGAGUCGAAAUCUCCACCCCCCAGCCCCAAACCAGCGCCAACCGAGGAUGCUGUCUCUGCAGUACCUGCACCAGCCUCGCUGUCACUGUCUCCGGAAACGACCAAGCCAGCCCUCACCGAAUCGUUGCAGGACGUUCCCGAGUCCUCAUUGGACACGACAGACGCGGCAAAGAUCGACCAAAAAUUGGUCGAGCCACCCAUACAUACAGUCUCCACACCGACUCAACCAGAUACACAUCAGGAUAUAAUACAGGAUCCUCCCACUCAAGAGCCCGCAGCUGACUCUUCACUUCCCGCCCAGAGUGAGGAAUUGAAAGAGGAGGACAUCAUCCAACCGGCAGACGAGGCUGUCGUCUCUGCACCGACAGAGGAAACCUCCAGCGAUUGGGAUCAAGAUAAGAUCGAAGCCCCACCGGCUGUUCCAGAAGCCCCAGAACCGCCACCGCACGAGGCGACAGAACUACCGGUUUUGCCCAAGGCCCCAGAUCCACCAUCGUUUGCAGCACCGCCUGAGGAGGACGACUGGGGCUCUUUUCUGCCCAAGACUUCUAAGAAGAAAAAGAAGGGCAAGAAUCGCGCUCCAUCCCCCAAACCAGAGCCCAUUUUAUCUCAGCCGCCUCUUGAAACCCAGGCCCCGGCUUUUGAACCCAGCUUCUCGAAACCCGUGGAAGAGAAGUUUCAACCGCCAGUAGAAGAAAAGGCAUCGGAGUCCGUCAAGUCGAGCGGCGAUUUCAAGCCUGUUACAGCAGAAGACAAGGAACCUUUUGCACCGGAAGUAGUCAACGGCGAAUCGUCUGUAACUGAGACCGAGUCUACCACCCCUACUUUUACUACUGCCGAGUCGGUACACACGCCGGAGCCAGAACUACCGACACCGUCGAUUCAAGAGAAAGAGAUUCCCGAAGAGACCAAGCUACCGGAACUGUCACCAGAGAAAGUCUUAGAAGAAGCAGAAGUAAAGGGCCCACCACCCACCGAAGAGAGUCUGCCGUCCGUUCAGGCAAAAGAAGAAGUAAAGAUACCAACAUCCACCAAAAGUCCAUCACCUACAAUCAGCAGCGUUUCUCCUUCAGUACAGAGCCCGACAGUCUCAACAUCGGCGUCACCACUUCCAGCGCCAGUCUCUGCGGAGCCAGUACCUCCACCAGCUACAAAAAGCCCAAUACCGUCGGUGAAAAGUCAACCCGUACCAAGAACAGCAUCGCCAGCUCCAGCACCAGCCGCAUCGGAGCCAGCGCCUUCGUUGGUCGCGAAAAGCCCAACGCCAUCAGCGAGAAGCCAAACAAUACCAAAAUCGACGUCUCCGAAACCAGCACCAGUAGCAACUGAGCCGAAACCGAAUCCUCCACGGCCCAUUGCUACUGAGCGACCUCCGGUGCCAAAGCCGGCAGCAGUCAACCAGAUCAUCGAGGAAAGCAGACCUCCAGCUGCUCCGUCACCACCCGUUUCCAGAGUUCGUCCCCGACACACGUCUGCGUUUGACGACGACGACGAGGACGACGAAGAAGAUACUGCUCUCGUACGCCCAAGAUAUAGAGGAGAAGCUCUGUCUCGCGACUCUUCUCGAGAGGAAGCUUAUCCUCCGCCUGGCCCUCCACAUUCUCGUUCGGUAUUCGCAUCAAGAGUGCCCGUUGAACAUCACUCUAAUUCACAACAUCCACCACCUCCCCACCAGCCACCACCCGGUUAUCACCAUCCUCAAUAUUACCCCCCCGCUGCUCCGUCAUACUAUCAUGGCCCGGAUCCUAUGAGCCAAUCUGCAUACUCCAAUCACCCAUCGUACGGACAUUCUUCACACACUUCCCAUUCAUCCUCGCCAUAUCGUGAGUCGUGGAACCACGGCCCACCUAAUUACGGCCCAUACAGCAGUCGAAACCCGCAUGAAAGAUACGAUUCCUUGGGACCAAGGGAUUAUAGAAGAGUACCCGCUCUUGAAAACGGAUCUGCAAUUGCUGAUGAGGGCGACGUCUUCUCUCGCAUUUCUCAAGCGAUCCCCGAUCUUCACGAAUUACUAGCCAAGUACAAAGAGACUCACGGGCAGCUUGGAGUACGAGAAGAAUUGCUUCGUAGAGCAGACGCUGAACAACAAGAACGGCUUCACCAGAAAGAGCAGGAGAUCCAUUCAUUGAGAGACAGACUAGCACGUUCGGAGGCCAGACACGCAUCCGAGGCAAGCAGAAUGAGACUCGAGAUCGGAAACAUGGAAGAGCAGGUCAAGGAUCUAAAGGAACAGCUGGCAGAGACCAGCAAAUUCAAACAGGACGCCGAGCAUUUGAAAGUCACGCUUGACACGGCAACAAAAUACUGGGAGUCAAGGCACAAAGACCUGGAAGAUGCGCACUCUACCCUACAACGAACUUCUGCCGAAGAAUCCGCCAAAUCCCGCCAGGAAUUUGACGAGUGGAAGUCCACCGCGACGACCAAACAUGAUGCAGAGAAAAUUGCGCUUGCCAUCCAGUUCGACAAGAAAUUGAAAGAGGCCGAUGUUUUGGCUGAAAAGCUACGCGAGGAAGCUGCUGCUGCUUUUGCAAAGGAAAAGGAAGAUCUGCAAUCCGACCACCAGAAGCAGCAAGACGAACGUGAAGCCAACUUCGACAACCUUCGCAAGGAGCUGGAAACUAAAUUGGGCGCUACACAGCUCGAUUGUGAGCAGGCCCUCAGACGUGAACGUGAUGGCAUGGAAGUCUGGGCCAAAGAAAGAAGCACACUCGUUCAAUCACAUCGCGAAGAUAUCGAGAGCAUGCGAAAGACCUGGGACGAGCAACGUGCUCUCCUAGAGGGUCAGCACAGAAAGAUCAAAGAUGAGUCUGACAAAGCAUGGAUUGACUUGCACACUGAAGCCAAUCGCAAGGCUGACGAGCGCCAAACGCUCGUAGAUCAGCUCGUGAAAGAGAAGGAGGAACUACAGAAACAGUACAACGAGCUCAAGUCGGAGAGUGGCAAGGAGAGGGACAUCAUCAAGAGUGUGGCGAACAAUCUUGAAUCGGAAAAGACUAGAUUGGAAAAGUUGAUGGAGUGUUAUGGAGAUAUUGCCGAGAUCAAGAGCAAAGGCGACACAUAUUACUUGGUAUCGUUUAUGCAGCUCCAAAAACAAAUCAUGGAUCUUGCAGCUACGCACUUUGUACACCUUCCAGUGGCUCCGCCGCCAGAAGAUCUGGCUUUGGUACCUUCUUCGCUGCCCUCACAAGUACGUUCAGCCUAUGUCGCUCACACCAUCUCGAAAUUGGUGACCUACCGCGUUUUUGGCCCAUUCUUGUUCAGCCUUGGCCGGCGCUAUGAUAAAGCAGACUCGCUUUUCUCCUCGAUGAGCAAUCACAUUCGCGAGAAAAGUACCCGAAAAGAAACUAUCUGGCGGCAACAGACACUUCUUGCCGCAUUCACUAGUAGCGGUGCAAAGCAACGCAUUAACACAGCUGCUGGUACGGUUGUGGAAGAGAUUGUCAACGCCGUCAAGAAUUUCACAGCCCCGAAAGAGGAGGAAGCCAUCAAGAUCGCCGUGAAACGAAUCGUGAAGCUUGCAGCAGAGACUUGGCGAUUUGCCAGACUUGAGCGUGAACUAAUUUCAGCUACUAUGCCUGCCAUCGAAGACGAAGAACAUGAGUUCACCGGCCCCGAAUUUUGGCCUCCACACAAAUCCGACUCGACACCGAUUGCCUCGUUGGCUGGCACCGCCCCGCCAUCUGACGAGCGGCCCAGACUUCUGUUGCGACUGUUCCCAGUCAUCUAUCGCGAACCACAGCACGAGAACUUCAGGGAGCCUGGGGAUGAACAGCCAGAUGAAGGAUGUAUUUACCAUCAUGGGGUCGCUUUAUACGACGACGCAGAGCCAGUAGUCCAGAGAGCGGAGGAGCUCAGAGCAGCAGAACCCUUACCUUCACCACCAGCUACAGAGAAAACAAGUGAGGGAGUGAAAUCUCCAGAGUCAGAGGUCCCCAGCAAGGCUCCUUCUAGCAAAGCUCCUUCUAGCAAAGCUCCUUCUAGCAAGGCUUCUAGCAAGUCAAAGUCUACAUCGGGUAAAUCGACCGACAAGGCAUCUACAGUAGCCAGUACUCAAAAGUCAGAAGCUACGGAUAAGAGAUCCGAACACUCAUCCAUUCCACCUCUUCCUGUACCGACAGAAGUAUCGGAAGCGCAAUCAGCGCCUAAAGCAUCUGUUCGCUCCAAAUCCUCUGUUCGGUCCAAAUCGCCACCCGUCGUUGAAGCUUCUGAAAAGGUGUCUGCUAUCUCAUCCAUCCCACCGCCUCUGCCAACUCCCACAGAGCUCUCAGCAGCGCAAUCGGCACCAAGAUCCUCGCGAUCCAAACGAUCCUCAGCGACGUACACCCGUCCACCACCCGGACCAGUCGACUACAACACCCCCAAAGACCCGUCCCUCCCAGCGCCAACAGAGAGCAUCGCAACCUCCCACGGCGACCCAGCCACCGCAUCCGUCAUAUCCUCACUCCCUCUCCCCGCGCCCACGGAAAGCAUCGCACCCUCCACCCACGGCCUCCUCGCCCACGAACUCCUAAACUCCAAGCCAAAACCCACACCAGCCCCAACCCCCAACGAAUCCGCCAUCCUCCCACCUCCAACAAUCCCCCCCGAACCAACCCGCGCAGCUCCAUCCCCGCCUCCAAACCCCUCCGCAGACCCAGCCCCCCUCGACCGCCCCAUCUCCCCCCUCUUCGCCGCCAUCGACGAAAUCGACGCCCUAGACACCCACCGCUCCCGCAACCCCUCCACCCCCCGCUCCCACCGCUCCCGACGCUCCUCCCGCCCCACCGCGCCCCCAACCCCAGACGAAGACCUAGACCCCCAGCCCCGCGCCGCAACAGCCCCAGAAUCCCUGCGUCGCCCCACCCCGUCGUACACCCUCUCCCACCGCUCCUCCGACAACGCCAGUCUGCGCUCCGAUAAAACGGACCGCACAGACCGCACCGAGCGCUCGUCCGGCAGUAAGUACAUCUGCGAGAGCCGCAGCGCGGCUGUCAAGGGCUUGUAUCCCAACAGCCCGUUGGCGGGGGCGAGUCCGAAUUUGAGCCGCGCGGGCUCGUUUAGGCAUUCUGCGGGUGGAGGGGGUGGGGGUGUUGGUGCUUCUGCUGCUGCGGGAGGGGAGAGGGACAAGGAGAAGGAGAGGAAGAAGGGGAGGAGUGAGGGGGUUAGUGAGGCUGGCACUUGGGAUACGAAUUCUCAUCAGAGCUUGACCAGUGUGGAAGUCAAUGGCGAGAAUUCGGUUGUUACCAAGGGUUGAUGGAUAUAUGGGUGUGGUGUGGUUGCGGUAUGUGUUUCCAGAUUGUCCUAUGAGUUGUGCAUCUCUUUUCUGCUUUUUAUUUUGUUGGUUGAUUUUGUUGGUUGAUUUUGUUGUUGUUUUUGUUGUUGUCGUUGUCGUUGUUGUUUCGAUUAAUUUGCAUUUAUUGCGUGCGAAAAGGAGAGCAAAUCGUCGUU
Periconia digitata is the source of this 6161-nucleotide messenger RNA. Lineage: Eukaryota; Fungi; Ascomycota; Dothideomycetes; Pleosporales; Periconiaceae. The record is from the annotation of a GenBank genome assembly.